CUCUCUGCGUUCAGGCUCCAGACGACCAGGACCAGGCGGGGAAAGACUUCUUCCGCUACCACCCCUCCAAGGUUCGCAGCAAGACCUACGUCAACAUGCGGGAGAUCUCCGAGCGCUUCACUCUGCCUCCGGGGAAAUAUCUGCUGGUUCCUACGACCUUCCAGCCGCACCACGAGGCCGACUUCAUCAUCAGGAUCUUCUCCGAGAAGAAGGCCGGGACUCUGGAGAUGGGGAGCACUGUCGAUGCUGACCUGCCAGAUCCGCCCAUGCCCUCUGAACCUGACGAGGAGACGGACGAGGAGAAAGGCCUGAGACGACUGUUCGAAGCGCUGGCUGGAGAUGUGAGGAAACACGAGCGUUAG
Messenger RNA from Notothenia coriiceps (black rockcod), 362 nucleotides. Its product is annotated as calpain-9-like. The record is from RefSeq and is a predicted model, not a curated record. Gene Ontology annotation, molecular function: calcium-dependent cysteine-type endopeptidase activity. NCBI's taxonomy places the organism in Eukaryota, Metazoa, Chordata, Actinopteri, Perciformes, Nototheniidae. The coding region runs from base 96 to 362 and encodes 88 amino acids. The transcript has 3 exons. Gene Ontology annotation, cellular component: cytoplasm. Gene Ontology annotation, biological process: proteolysis.